Molecule: messenger RNA, 4497 nt
Organism: Capronia coronata CBS 617.96
Lineage: Eukaryota; Fungi; Ascomycota; Eurotiomycetes; Chaetothyriales; Herpotrichiellaceae
Exons: 1
Coding region: 1-4497 (1498 amino acids)
Biological process (GO): telomere maintenance
Cellular component (GO): nucleus
Source: RefSeq, a predicted model, not a curated record
AUGUCUGUUCCUGGUGUCCUCCCUCCAAGCCCCCCUUCAACCUCCUCACGACGAAAGCUGUCUCUUCUAAGAGCUGCAGUGAACCACACGAACACGCCUGAAUCUCCAGCAUCCUUUCCGGGUUCCCCGGGUUCCUCAGGUUCCAGGACCAGAAAACGCGUCGAGUUCUCGCCCUGGACAAAUACCCAUGAACCAUCGUCAUGCAGCCAACCUAUCUCGAGUCUUCCACCAGUGAAGUCCCUACCUCCUUCUUCGGAAUGCCAAUCCUCCUUGAAAUCGAUCCUCAAACCCGCUGCAGUGGAGGACAAGAUGCCACAACCUGUAGAUGAACAGCAAGGCGCGGACCGUUCAAUUGGAGAAAUGAUGGGAAGUAUCAUUCAGCAACUCUCCCAGGAUGACAGGUUCAUAUCCGUGGACGCAUACGUGACACUUGCCUCGGUCAUCAGGGAAUAUGAUGAGGUACCGGAAGAGGCAGUGUUGAAGAACAAGAUCAACACGAUCCUCAAGUACAUCAAACGGGAUCUCCUCAGACUGGUCAAGCCUGAUGAACCACAAAUCGCCGAUACCAAUGUCAUGACACAGGCAUUGAAAGUUCUGGUAAUCUUUGUAUGGAAACGCGACUAUGCUUCUUUGCUAUCGGAUGAAUAUCGCGCCUUUAUUCUCGACCGCACAAUCCAGGUCAUUGCCGAGCAUACUGCACCAAAAAGCGUCAUCAUUCACUAUCUGCAUCUCAUGGCAACCCAAGAUUUCCGCCCAGGUCUCAUCACCUCGAACAACCGUGUCGGACGACUACUAGAGGCGUUGAAGACCCUCACAGAGUAUGUCAAGGGCAAUGGAGCAGUGUCGGAGAGACUAUUGGUCUACCAGAAGCUAUUAGAUCAAGCAAGACCCGUCAUGAAAGCAAAAGCAAGCCUUUGGGUGGAAGAACUGUUGACGGGCAUGACAAGCUCGUUGAAAGAUAUUAGAACCAAGGCCAUGAUUUUGGGCAUGAAGUCAUGUUCUGCGUUCCCUGCUUCCUCGUCCAUCUCAAUGGCCGCCAGGUCUGUCCUGGGAAGAGAGCUGGAAGCCGACAGAACCUUCAGCUCGGUCAUGUGUCGGAGACUCGAAAAAAUGAUCGCUUCGAAAGAGGAAGCCCCUCAAGUCCCUCAAAUCUGGGCCAUCGUGCUCCUGUUGAGUAAUGGUUCUGAUGCUCGGAUUGAGAGUUGGUCGGACUUGAAAGAUUGGUUGAAGGUCAUUCAGAGGUGCUUCAAUUGUAGCGAAUCUGCCAUCAGACAACAAGCCAACAUGGCUUGGAAUCGAUUCGUCUACGCCGUUCGACCACAUGAAGCGUCGGACACUUUGGUGGGAAUGCUUGCAAAGCCUCUCACUGCUCAAUUAGAGCGGCAAGGCACAGAAAAGACCGUCAAAAGCUCCAGAGGGACAGCGGUCUCGAGCUACUGCAACCUCUUGUAUUAUGCGUUCCGGCCGGCCGCCUCGCACAAGCAAUACACCCGGGUCUGGAACGAGUACAUCGUCAAAGUGAUGAAGACUUCUUUCUUCGAGAAGAAUAGUGCCAACUCCGACCUCUCUUGCCGGGUGUUCAUCGCGCUUUUAUGGAACGGUAACACGGGGACAAAAGUCUGGAAUGAAAAUCGUGCUCUCGAAAACACGCCAAUUGAACCAGAAGAGCUUCCCACCAUUGAUUGCAAGUGGAUCCGAUCAAGAAGCUCUGCAAUUAUCGACAUGUUUCGAGUUCUGCUUCGGUAUAGCUCUUGGGGAGCUUCCGGCGAAUCGGAAAGAGCAUACAUUGCAGUGGCCUGGACACACUUUCUGAAGGCUCUUCGUGACUCCAGCAGCAAAGAGAUCAAGCCUUCUUCGGAGACCAAGCAUGCAGUUACCGGUGUUGUCGAUUUUCUCGGACAGCUAUGGACAGAGUCUCAGCAAGACGUCAACGACGACGCUACCGGUCAAUGUGUUAGCAGCGCCCAGAUACGACAAAUGACCCGUAUUACUGUUCAUGAGCUUGAUAACAUGCUCAUUUUGACUGGAAUUGAGAAUGGCUCCGCAGCACUUCGCAAGGCGCCCGUUCUCUUGGAGAUCUUCGACUCGAUUGCUUACACUUUGAAGCAACUUCAAGGAGAUGACGAGAUGCGCUCGCACCAACAGACUUCAAGGAAUACACUCCAAACGAUUCUGGGUCAGUAUGAGAAGUGCCUAAGACUAAUCAACUCCAUGGUGGUGCAGGACGUCCAAACAGGAAUAACAAGCAGCCACUCCAGAACUCUCGAGGAUGCUGAGAUGCUUCAUCAUAUACUCCAGAGAGCAACAGGCCAACAGCUGAUGGACGCUCUUACUAUACUGAGCCCGGCCCUGGCACUGUUGCUAAAGGAUGAAUCAUGCCGAUUCGACAGCUCAGAUGACUCCGAUUGGAGCCAUGCCUAUCGAAAGCUCAGCAGCACUGCUUUGCGGUCGCUAGCAAAAGUACCUCCUACAGCUGUGCCGCUGCUUGACUCCCUGUUUGCGGUUCCUUUCCACAGCUCUCAUACCUUUGUGGUCAAGGAUGCAGUCAACAUGUGGACGAACCUUUUGGGUCAAUACGAACAGCUUACCCCAGGGCCUUGUCUAUCAGAGGCUCUCCUGAACCUGGAGGAUUUGAUGGAUGGAGAUGUUUCGAUAAUCUCACAGAGCGCAGAUGGCCCAACGGACGCUACUAACCCCUUAGCAGCUCCGCUUGAGAAAUCUACAACUCCUAUGUCGUCCAGACUUGCACCAAUCAACCUUGACCAUGCCAACGGGUUAGGGGAGGCUUCGCCAUUGCUGGGCAGCCAGCAUGGCGGGUACGUGGCAGGCGAAGCUGCUGACGGCAUUACUUUAAGCCCUGAAAGACCCGUCUCCAGGCCUAGGUCGCGACAUGACGAUUCCCAAGUCCACUUUGUGGCGAUCGAAUCGUCGCCUCCUUCUCGGAAUGAACCAGACUCUCAGUGUCUUACCGCUCAUCAGAAGGAGGUGCGCGAUAGGCAAAGAUCCGAACCAGCGGUGGUAUUUCCGGAUUUGAGAUCGACGCCCAGGCAGCACGGCAAGCCACAAAGUCAAAGUGAUUGUGAAUUCGCCCGGAAAGCUGCGUCGCAGGAGGCUAGACCAUCAACACCUACCUUGCCAACGCAUCAGGAUCAAGUAGAUCCCGAGAUAAUGGCAUCUCCAACUCCUCGUGCGCGACAAUUCACAAAGCAAAUUACGGAUAUCGAGGUACCUUCCUCGCCACCUUCUAUACUGGACCAUCAAGGCCGAGAUGCUGGCAAACUUGAAAUUCCGUCGUCCCCGCCACAACGGCCCACCGAGGAAGCUGAAAUUGGCAUUGACCUUGUCAUCGCGCAGCCCGACGGUCUGUCAGAUGACGCUGCUCUUGAGGAAGGGCAAUCUGUUGGCGAUGAUGAACCUCAAGAUAUUUUCGAUCACAAAGAUGAUGCCAUGGACGCCGAAAACAAUCAGGAGCAAGACUGCCAACAGACAAGGAAGUCUGCUGAUGUGCUGCGAGAUCCUGCAGAAACGAGUUUCGUCUCAUCUGUGGUGGAGGGACCCAUGUUGACGAUAGACGAGAAUAGGUCUUCGGACCAUGGAAGCCAGGGUGGAAACCCCAAGAACGAUAGUGACGAGAUCGAUAUGCUCAGUGCCUCACAACUGUCUCAAGACCUCGAUCGACAUUUGAGUCAAACUGCAGAUGAUGCUCUAUGUCAGGAACGAGAGAGUGACAUCAAUGUGCAGCGAUUAAGCGAAGACACUGACCUGCAGCAACCCAGUCAAGUCUCGCGUAACUCACGCAAGCGGAAGUCGAGAAGUUCGAUUGCAUCGUCGAACAAGAGAAGAAGAUCAAAAAGGACAUCACAGUUAUCCUCAACUUCAUUGGAUUCGGAAAUAUCGUACAUGGGUGGCAGUCAGUUGGGUGAGAUGCUCGACACUAUCGAAGUCUUGGAGAUGAAAGCGACUUCACCUGUGGCGAUCCGGGACUUUGUAGAGGACGUACAAUCGCCACCUGUCAGUCCAGCACAACCUCCCAAGCGCCGUCGGGGGAGACCCAGGAAACACGUUCGGAACUCCCAGUCACAGGAAAAGGCCAACUCAAAGGUUGAGGUUGUUAUGAACAGCCGUGCCUUUGAAAUCGCCUGUGCACAAGGGGAGAUUGUUGUUCCGCAUUUAGAGGUUGAUGCUGGACUGCUAGGAAAUGGGGACAACACCGUUGAACACAAUAUCGUCGAAAAGGAGCCGACACCACUGGCUGAGGCUGAGGUCCAGGCUCGAGAUGCUAUGGAAGGGACCCAUGAACACGCGGCAAUUGAGACUCCCGCUCCAAUAAAAGUUACGGAAGGGAUUACUGGACCUGACAUCGUGUCGUCCCUACAAGCCAUCCUUGACCGCCUGAAAACGUCGAGUCUCGAGACGGUUGACCUGCGGACAGUGGAUGAUUUGUGCUUCCAGAUCCGAUACCAGGCGCAAGUGGUUGCUCAACAACAAGCUGGAUGA